Molecule: messenger RNA, 757 nt
Organism: Hibiscus syriacus
Lineage: Eukaryota; Viridiplantae; Streptophyta; Magnoliopsida; Malvales; Malvaceae
Exons: 2
Coding region: 321-734 (137 amino acids)
Source: RefSeq, a predicted model, not a curated record
AUUUCUCAUUCAGAUCAUUGUUUUUUUCUCUAUGAAAAGUACUUUCUUUUCUUCUUCUGUUUGCUUCACUAACCUUUGGAAGAAAUAAAGACCCAGCCUUUUUUCCCCUUGUGGUUAUAGUAUCUUCUUUGACGGUAUAAUGAGAUUCUAAAAAAAUGUGAUUUUGUUUCAAGGAAGCAGGAUAUUGGUGUAUGUUUCAAGAUCAGCUUCAUUUUUCUUAUUUCUUUCUAUAUUGACGGUGAUAGAGUUGUCUAUAGAAAGAAGAGGAAAGCUAUAAACCUUCAGCUGUUUGAUAUUGUUGUUUAAGUGAUCCUUUUACAAUGAGAGGAGGUAGAGGAAAAGCAAAGAAGCAGAAUGUUGUUUCUUCUCUUGAUGAUCCAGCAAGCGGUGAAGAUGAAAAACUUCCUGCUUAUAAGAGAAGAGGAAGGCCGCAAAAGCAAACGAGGGAUGAUGUCGAUGAAGAUGAAGUGGAGAAGGCUGAAGAAGAUGGUGAAGAUGUAAAAGGUUCGGUUCCUGCCAAAGAGAUGAAAAAUCAGGCUGCCACAGAGAACGGAAGGAAGAGGAAAAGGUCAAUUCAAGCAAAAGAAAACAUAGAUUCAAUCAAGAAAGCAAACGGUGUCACAACGAAGUCGAGCACAGAUGAUUCAACUAAACCGGUUGGAUACCGGCAAAAUGGUAGCAGACGCAAAAACAAGCCUCGAAGGGCCGCCGAAGCUGUUGUUGAGUGCAAGUGAGAUUCUGGGUUGAAAAAUCAUUC